UACAACCUGAUAUCAGGUGAACAGUAGACCCUGCUUCAUCUUCUUUUCUGCUUGUUCUCCUCCUCCCUCUCUCUGUUCCACAGCUACAAUACACAAGGACUUAAGAGAACUUUUAAGAACAAAACUUCAAGCAGAGCGUUUUCUUUGUUUUGUGCUUUUUUUCUGUUAACACUUUCUUUGGCAUAUUCCUUUUUUGCCAAUGCUUGUCCCCAACAAACAGUUGAGUCUUGGUCGCUCCCACAGUUGGGACACAUUAGGGGGGAAUGAGGGGCAGUGGGACAGGUCUGAGAGUGUCUACGAGCAGCAGGGGAGAGUAGCUGGCCGACGGAGCUCUCUGUCAUACGGAGAGGGAGGAGGGUGGUACGAGCCUCCACCAGGAGUGCAGCACCCUGAACUGGAUUUAAAACGUGACCCAUAUUCCUACCAAGAUUCUCUUUACGCAGAGCGACACGAUCCACGGGCAUUGAGAAAGAGCUCUGUCCCUGAUCUAAACCACUACGAACGUGCAUCCAUGGCUCACAGAGGAUCCAUUCCUCACCCGGACUACUAUUCCCAUGACCCAGCCAUGACUCCCCGGACACCUGAGGGUUUUUACCGGCCAGAACAGCAGCCUCCGCCAACUCAUCCUCAUCCACUCAGUAGGUCAGGUUCUCGUUUUGGGAUGACUCCUGGGACUCGUGCUGUUUGGGAUCAAACUCAGGGAGGGAGAGCUGGACCGCAACCCCCUUCAUCACCUCUACCUGCUCCACCUCCGCCGACCGCUCAUGAGUUGAAUCGGGCUUAUAGGGAACCUAGUGCUGUAACUGCUGCCAAAAUGACACCAGAUGGCCAACAGCGCAUCCCCUCUCGAGACCCAUCUCCUGCUCAUUAUGGUAUGGAGCAUGCGUCUCCUCGCUAUGCCAGUGAGCCUCCACCUCUGACCAGUCAGUCUGUCUAUACUGAUGUGAACGGCCGCCCACUGGAUCCACAACAACAGGCUGCUACCUGUCUAGUAGUAGAUCCUGCCAGUCAAGGAAUGAUAAUGAGGCAAGAGACAGCUUCACCAUACACUGCCCAACAUCAGCAGCAAAUACAACAGCAACAACAAUUACAACAGCAGCAACAAUUACAACAGCAGCAGCAGAUACAGCAACAGCAACUACAGCAACAACAAAUACAACAGCAGCAACUUCAACAGCAACAAUUGCAACAACAGCAGCUGCAACAACAGCAGCUGCAACAACAGCAGAUACAGCAACAACAACUGCAACAACAGCAGCUACAGCAACAGCAGCUUCAACAAGAUCAGUUGCAACAGCAACUUCAACUGCAACAGCAACCUCCACCUACCAUACCAGUUGCUGACCCUAACCUGUCUAUGGUAGCUCCUCUUCCCGCUCCACCUGCUCCAAUGCAGACUAUAGCAGUGGCUGCAGCUGCACCUAUACCUGUGCAGGCAGCCCCAACUACAGUCCCUCCACCCCCAGUGACUCCACUUCCUGCUCCUCUUCCUGCUCUCCCUCCGACUGCCCCACAGACGCCAUUGCCUGUGGACCCCAAGAGAACAGUUGAUCCAGAAUUCCUUGCCCUACUGCGAAAUGAAGGCUUGUCUGAGAGCACCAUCUCUUCUGUUAUCCACCAAGGGUUUGACUCUACUAGCAUGCUAGCUGUAAUGGAGGAAAACGAUGUUCGCACCGUUGCCCCAAACCUCGGACAAGCUCGUGUGCUAUCUCGCUUGGUGCACAACUGCAAACGGCCUGUUGAAGCUACACCAGCACCCUCCCAACCUCAAACACCCAUGCGAGGCCGCUCUAAUAGCUUCAGCCAUCGCUCAGAUGUCUACCAUCACCAGCAGCAACAACACCAUCAUACACACCCUUCACAGGCUUUGACAGUUGACCCACAACUGAUGCCCCCGCAGACCCCUGGGGCCAUGCACACCAUCUCCCCAAGGAUGGGAGAGGCAAUGGGAAGAAGGCCUAGCAGUGCUCCUUCUCAGCACCUCCUGGAAGCCUCUGGUGGCUACCCAGGCCAACCGCCUCGCUCCCCAGGGCCAUAUGCUGGAGCCAUUAUGCCUAUCCAACAAAGACCCAUGUCUGCCUACUCUUCAGGGAUGGCAAUGCCUGGGAUGCCCAUGCAGGGGAUGCAGAUAAUGCCACAGCAGAUGACGGGGUCAAUGCCUGCAAUGCCAGGGUCUAUGCACUCCAUGCCAGGUAUGCCCCAGCAGAUGCCUGUGUCCAUGCCAUCUUUACCACAGCCACCACAGCAGGUACCAAAAGCAUAUUCUACCAACUACACAGUGCCCAUGGACAUGAUGAAGAGGGACAGGAACUUACUGCCACUGUCACCCAUGCACAGCCCUCACCCAAGUCCUCAGAUGAUACGUAAGGGUGGGGGACCUUCAUCUGACAACGCCCUUGUCCCUAUGGGACCACCUGGCACCAGCCAAGGUGCCCUGGUUGCUAACCAGAAGCUAAGUCGUCGCACGGGUCCACCUGUCAUUGUGUCCACUAUGGCAUCUCCAGACACAAGUAUUCGGCCCCAGAUUAUGAAUGGGCCUAUGCACCCGCGCCCCCUGGUGGCGCUGCUGGAUGGCCGCGACUGCACCGUGGAGAUGCCAAUCCUCAAAGACCUGGCAACCGUGGCUUUCUGUGAUGCCCAGUCCACACAGGAGAUACAUGAAAAGGUGCUGAAUGAAGCCGUGGGGGCCAUGAUGUACCACACCAUCACCCUGACCAGAGAAGACCUAGAGAAGUUCAAGGCGCUGCGCAUCAUCAUCCGCAUCGGCAGUGGCUACGACAACAUCGACAUCAAGGCUGCAGGGGAGCUGGGCAUCGCAGUGUGUAAUAUUCCCUCAGCGGCUGUAGAAGAAACAGCAGACUCAACAAUCUGUCACAUCCUCAACCUGUACCGGCGAAACACCUGGCUGUACCAGGCUCUCCGGGAGGGCACGCGGGUCCAGAGCGUAGAGCAGAUCCGAGAGGUGGCGUCUGGGGCGGCCAGGAUCCGAGGAGAGACGCUGGGCCUCAUUGGAUUUGGUCGCUCCGGCCAGGCGGUUGCGAUGCGGGCCAAGGCGUUCGGCUUUAACGUGAUCUUCUACGACCCCUACCUCCAGGACGGCUUGGAGCGCUCGCUGGGCGUUCAGCGAGUCUACACGCUGCAGGACCUGCUCUACCAGAGUGACUGCGUGUCCCUGCACUGCAACCUUAAUGAACACAACCACCACCUCAUCAACGACUUCACCAUCAAACAGAUGCGUCAAGGUGCUUUCCUGGUCAACUCUGCACGAGGGGGUCUGGUUGAUGAGAAAGCAUUGGCUCAGGCCCUGAAAGAAGGCAGGAUACGGGGAGCCGCCUUGGAUGUCCACGAAUCGGAGCCUUUCAGUUUUUCCCAAGGUCCUCUGAAAGACGCCCCCAACUUGAUCUGCACCCCCCACACAGCCUGGUACAGCGAGCAGGCUUCCCUGGAGAUGAGAGAGGCCGCCGCCACAGAGAUACGCCGAGCCAUCACUGGCCGUAUUCCGGACAGCCUCCGAAACUGUGUCAACAAAGAGUUCUUCAUCACGGCGGCGCCCUGGGGGAUGAUGGAGCAGCAACAGCCUCAAGUUCACCCUGAGAUGAAUGGUGCUGCCUACAGAUUCCCUCCUGGUGUGAUGGGUGUCGCCCCCGGUGGGAUUCCUGGACCUAUGGAGGGAUUGGUUCCUGGGGGAGUGCCCAUUGCCCACACCCUGCCCCCUGGUACCCAUCCGUCACAGGCCAUCUCCCCCAACCAACCCUCCAAACAUGGCGACCCGUUGAGAGAGCACAUGAGCGAGCCGUAGGACUGCAGCUGUGAGCGAGCAGCGGGGACAGACUCAAACAAUGUAAACUACAACAAAAUAAGAAAAUCUCAGAAACUUUACCAUCAAAAGCAUCCGACUUUGACUUCAGCCAUCUGAACCCACCAGCAGACUGCCUGCAGGGCAACGUUUCACACAGUUUCUUUUUGUAUGAAACUAUGAAGCCCAAGUGAGGACAGCGGAUGUUAACACACACACAUGAGCUGCCACACUGAGAUGGGACUGACCGUCAAACUCAGACUCCUUUCCUCCUCCAUAUCUGUUUUUUUUUCUUCUUCAUUUAUGUUUUGAUCUUUAUUUUUGGGUAUAUUUCAGGGAGAUGACUCCUCGCGCUCUGGGACAUGUUGACAGUUCCACGUGCAGGAUGGAAAUCUGACCAUCCCUCCCCUGUUUAGAGGAAGAACUUGAAGGGAUAAGGACUUCAUUAACUAUCCGUCGACUCUCCCCUUCUUUAUCAGUGUCACCCAUUCCAGUGCAAAUAUGUCUUGUGUUAUUUUUCUAUUUUUAUCUUCUGUUUCUCUUAUGUUAUGUGUUUCUGUUUCAAGUGAAUAUCUGUUUUUUUUUUUGUUCUUGGAGUGUGUUAAAAUGAAUGGAUUUACACUUACAUGUAUGUUAAGCAGACGAGAAAAAGUGAACAUCUGCCGUCUCCCUCCCAUAUAUGGACGCCACCUUAGCUCUUUUCUAAUCAUCAUGCUGGUGGCCCCUGAAUGUAAAGACAAGAUGUGGGGCAGUAAAUGUGGUUUCCAGUUCCAGGAAGAAUAUUAAGGCUUGUGUGGUUUAAAAAAAAAAAAAACCCACUACAUUUUAAACCAACAAAAAGAGGAAAGAAGAAGAAGAAAGAGCAUCUACCAUUUGUGGUUAGGUAAUGUACAUUGAGCCUAGAUGAAAUAUUGCUGUUGUAACUUUUCCAACUCUGGUGAACUGAGGUACCUAACGUAUUUGGUAAGUGUCCCAAAUAUCUGUUGCACCCAAAGGACCCACAGCACCAGCUAAAGAGGUAGGAAAAAUAAAAAAAAAACUAUAAAUGUCUCAGGAAAAAAAUGACCAUCAAAUAAGUCCAAAACUGAACAAUGAAGAAAAUUCUGGAGUUUUGAGUUUCAUGUCCCUCAAUCUUUCUCCAUUGUGGAUUUUUUUUUUCUAUAUCAAAUGUAUGUUUUUGAUGUUCAAGGUUUUCAGUCCUGUUAGAUUUGUAUUUUUCCCCGUUCAAAGUUCGUAAAACCAUAGUCUUAUGUGAAGGACUCCACCCUCUCCUCCACGUAGUUUCUUUGUUUUUCCGCUCUAAUGGAAGCCAGCUGUGGCUCUUGGAGGCAUCGAACCCUCUGGGGACAACAGCAGCCACAUCCAUCCCAUUUAGCCCCGUGACGUUAGCAAGAGACGGCUGCUAGCAGAUUGUUUGGUUUUUAGUGUGAGUAUUUGUAUUUGUUUCUUGUACAAGGUGAACAUAUAGCAUACAGUGCAGCUGGAAACAAUAAAUAAAGUUUACUGUUCUGAUUGAU
This is a messenger RNA of Labrus bergylta (ballan wrasse), 5313 nucleotides long. Its product is annotated as C-terminal-binding protein 2. The record is from RefSeq and is a predicted model, not a curated record. Lineage: Eukaryota; Metazoa; Chordata; Actinopteri; Labriformes; Labridae. Gene Ontology annotation, cellular component: nucleus. Gene Ontology annotation, molecular function: transcription coactivator activity; transcription coregulator binding; NAD binding. Gene Ontology annotation, biological process: regulation of transcription by RNA polymerase II.